This is a messenger RNA of Platichthys flesus (European flounder), 2443 nucleotides long. It is a transcript of the gene tbcc, whose product is annotated as tubulin folding cofactor C. Bases 826 to 2007 code for a protein of 393 amino acids. Gene Ontology annotation, biological process: tubulin complex assembly; post-chaperonin tubulin folding pathway. Gene Ontology annotation, cellular component: cytoplasm. Gene Ontology annotation, molecular function: tubulin binding. The record is from RefSeq and is a predicted model, not a curated record. Lineage: Eukaryota; Metazoa; Chordata; Actinopteri; Pleuronectiformes; Pleuronectidae. The transcript has a single exon.
GUUAUAGUUGAAUCCAGCGCCCACGUGACCAGCAGGUUAAUGUUGUCAGAUAUCAUCACCGACAGUAGAGGGCGGGCCUGUGGGCAUUGUGACACACCUUUGUUAUUGUUCAGGUGUAAAAAGCCAUACAUUAUACCUCACUGUACACAUAAUAUAUACAGUUAUACAUAUUUAUACAAUGCAGUGUCUAUGAUAAGGUACUAACUUAAAUAUAAACAGUAGUUUAUGAUGACAAACAGUUUGAUUCAAGUCAUAACAACUUUAUUGGUUCCCAGAGGACAAAUCUAGGUUUGAGGACCUUGAAAUGAAUAAAUGUAUAGAUGAUUAAAGAGUAUAAACAAAAUAAAACACAUUUAAAACAAGCACUUAUCAAGCAGAAAUCUAACGAAUAACAUUUCUUAUAGACCAAACAAAACAUAAAAUCAAAGCUAUAUCACAAAGUGAGUAAUAUAUACAUACAUAAAGACAGACAUAAAUGCAUUAUAAAUAUAUAUACCUACGUGCAUAUUACUCUUUAUGAAGUAACUUAGGUGCAUAUAUAUAGAUAGAGAAAUAUGGAUCAUAUGUCAGAGGCUCUUUCUAUGUGAAAUCUAAAAAAGUUUUAUGAAAGGUUACUUGGUUACUCUCCACUGCUAGCCAUAAUAUUAAUCAUAACUCACAGCGGGAAUAACUUUUCCUUGUUAUUAAACUUUUUCUUUGAACAUUUUAUUUGAUGUAUAACUCAUUUGUUCCAUCUAAUAACACGGAGGAGGCUGGGUUUAUGACCCAUCCUGCAGGUGUUUGUCUUCACUGUAAUGUCUGUGAUCUUUGCCAAUAAUCAGAGAUAUGAUCAGAAAAGCCUCCGCUACAGUGGGUGGCGCUGUGGAGCGUUCACCUCGGGUUUCACUAACGCAGAAGAAGAAGAAAAGCAGCUGUCACUUCCGCAAACAACGUCACUGCAGCAACAUGGAUACUGCUAUUGAAGCCAGUCAGGAGAAUAAGUUCGCUACUGACAGCGAUGGAGCAAAGAUUCAAGAGCGGAUCCAGAAGCGGAACCAGGAGAGAAUAGAUGGCGUGGAGCGGAGAAAGGAGGAGAAGGAGACCCGCUCCGUGCCGGAGGAGAAGAGCGAGUACUUCUCCAGAACCUUCCAGGCGGAGCUGGCGUGUAUCGAGGAGCUGCUGUCCCAGUGCUCCGGAGAGGACCGGGCCGAUGUGGUCCGGAAGCUGGAGGAGACCACGACCAAAACCGCGCAGCUCCAGAAGUUUGUGAACGACAGCGUGAUGUUCCUGACGCAGUACGAGCUGAGGAAGUCGCAGGCUGCUCUCCAGAAGCUGCAGAGCUCCAUCUCUGAGGCCAGGGACAAGGCGAUGCCCAAGAAGAAGUUUGCCUUUCGAGCUCGCACCCAAGACACAGCUCCCCCUGGUGCUGCUCCACCUGCACUGUCUGGAGAGGUGGAUGGAGGAGGUGGUGCAUCUGAGAAGUCUCCACCUGGGGCGACCACACCUGCACAGUCUGAAGAGGCCACUGAGCAGUGCGGCUUCUCCAACAGGGAGGGUGAGCUUCUGACCAAAACCUCCGAGGAGAUCCACCAAGGAGACGUGCUGCUGAGCCACCUGUCCAACUGCAGGGUGCGUCUGUUCGGUUCCCCCAGCACGCUGCACCUCAAGCACAUCGACAGCUGCGAGAUCCUGUGCGGGCCCGUGUCCACCUCCGUGUUCGUGGAUCACUGCAAGAACAGCACCCUGGCCUUCCCCUGUCAGCAGCUGCGGACCCACAACACCACGGACACCCAGGUAUACCUUCACGUCACCUGCCGAGCCAUCAUAGAGGACUGUCAGGGGGUGAGCCUCGCCCCGUUCUCCUGGUCGUAUCCCACCAUGGACGCCGACUACGACGUGUCCGGCCUGGACCGGGACAGAAACAACUGGAGCCAGGUGGAUGAUUUCAACUGGCUGGCAUUUAGAACACCUUCACCCAACUGGAGUGUCAUCCCAGAGGCAGACAGGAAAACCAGCUGGGACGACUAGUGUUUAACUUUUGACUUUUCACCAUUAACACAUCCACAUAUCCACCAAACCAAAUAUGUUGAAGUUACCUCGUGAAUGUUAGUUAGAUUUGAUGAGGGUUGUCUCAUCAGCUCAUUUUAUUUAACUCUAUCAGUUGCUCUCGAUUUUCAGGACUCAUGUAACUCAUAUAGACAACACGCUCAUUCUAAUUCUAGGAAGAACCUGAAUAAUAAAAAUACUGAAAAAAACUAGAAUGGUUUUAUUAUUAUUUUGAUCAUGCAAUUAGUAAUUCUCUAAAAUACCAUGAUCCCUAAAUAUUAAAGGUGCACAAACCACCAGUUAUUUUUCAUCAAGAACAGAAUUGGGAGCCAGUCAAACUACUGAAAGGGAACAGCUUUAAAUCACUAUGUGACACUGUCGUCAUUACAGUGGAUUUGAAUAAAGCUGCCGGCAGCUG